Harpegnathos saltator (Jerdon's jumping ant) is the source of this 1954-nucleotide messenger RNA. RefSeq names its product mitochondrial ribosomal protein S30 (gene mRpS30). The transcript is spliced from 5 exons. The record is from RefSeq and is a predicted model, not a curated record. Gene Ontology annotation, molecular function: structural constituent of ribosome. Gene Ontology annotation, cellular component: mitochondrial large ribosomal subunit; mitochondrion; ribosome. Bases 273 to 1925 code for a protein of 550 amino acids. Gene Ontology annotation, biological process: translation. Lineage: Eukaryota; Metazoa; Arthropoda; Insecta; Hymenoptera; Formicidae.
GCAGCACUGUAGCGAGGGCGCCACAAACGCUUAUACAUUGAAAUACAUGGGAGAUUAGAAUCCCUGCAAAAAGUAUCGGAAUCCUGCUAAACCUAUAAUCUAGCAAGUUGAAACUCAUAUAAAUUUAAUGUUUUUCAUGAUAUAACUUAUUAGAGUUAUUCUUUAGAGGUUAGAGAAAUUAAUUUACGCUAUUAGGUCAACUAAUUGCCGGCUGACAUAAUCUCGUCAAGUUGUAUCGAUUAUUGUGUUGUGAAUCGUUUUUACUUAAAAGCAUGUUUGUUCAAACUCGGCACAAGUUAUUAAAUACGAUACUAAAAUAUGGCAAACAGUGGAAGUACAGUACUUCAGCGGUCACUGAAGUCAAGGAUACAUCCAAUACAGAAUCAUUGUAUUUACCUAUUGAAGAUACGAGCUUUAAAGCUAGAAAGAAAAAGAUGAGACAAACAUGGUACGAGGAGAUCAAAAAUUUAGAAACUGUGGAAGAGAAAUUAUUUAAGGUCAAUAUGCCACGAUAUUAUGGCUGGAAACUGAUACUUUUAGAAGAAAGCAAAAUACCAUACAAUUCAUUGAAAUAUAUACAAUAUAUCACGAGAACACAUGUUAUGAAAGAACCUGGUCUUCCAAUUCAUUACAACAAUGUGAUUUCCACUGAACAAUUGGAUAACAUUGUAGAAGCGGUUAAAAAUAAUAUAGCAGAUGACAUAGCUUUUGAACAUUGUAGUCGAUGGAGAAGACAUGAAAUAAGUGGUGAGGAUUUUGAAAGUGAAAAGAAGCUAAAAGAUAUAGUCUGCAAAGCUAUAAUUGAGAGAAUUAAUAAGACAAUGUUGGUUCAUCUCUCUUUUAAAUAUUUGCAUUUGUUAAAUGCUGAAGUCAAUAUUGAACCAAGGUUGGAAGCAUCUUGGGUUAUAGGUUUAGAACCUUCAAACAGGGUAAAAAAUAGCAGAAAAUAUAGAAAGUUACCAGAAGAUUGUAUUGAUGAACCCUUUGAUUUUCCUGUUCAAUAUCUGGGCCAGCCUGUUGUACAUUUGAGACAUAAGCAUCCUCUGAGAGAAAUUAUUCCUUUAAGUGAGUGUGAAAAUCCAGAUUUGGAUGUACCUACAUACAAAUAUUCCCCUGUAGCACUGGGUUACAUGUUGGAUCGACGACAUGUAACUAAUAUACCUGGAUUUUGGCCUGGUGAUGAAAAUGAAUUUGGGUUAUUAUCUUAUCACAAUUGUAUUUAUACUCAAAAUAGAAAAUUUGAUGAUAUAUCAGAGGCAAAAAUAGUACAAGCCAUAUUAGCAUCCUACAGUUGGUUAUUGACUCAAGCUUGUUAUCAAGGCUUUUCUACAUACAAUGACAUCACAUAUCCACUGACUACUCAAACGAUCAUAACAGAUGGACACUUGUGGUCGUUUUCCACUUAUCAACUUAAUACUCUAUUAGUGCAUUCUGAACACAUAGAUACAAAUCCAAAGCGCAACAUAUGCUGGAUUACUGAGCCGAUGAAGUUGUUUGACAAGAUAGAGGGUGAGAAAAUUCACGGCUUAAAUGAAGAAGUUCUCAGGAACCUGGUCAAAUUCUACGUAAAUGUGCCUAAAGAGAGGAUAGGUGUGGAUUUGAAGCCAUAUUUAGGGAAAUCCACGAGAGUAAUAGCUGAUAUAGAGCAUGAUGAAAGAAGAAACUGGCUCGAGAAACACUACAAGCAUCUUGUGUGUAAUAGACCACGGCAUAGACGAAUACCUGAGAUAUAUCAGUGGCAAAAGUUCUAUUUAAUUGAUCAUAAGACUUGUCCGAUGCACAAGAAACGAGAGCCAUUUGAACAUGGAAUCGAUAUAUUCAAACGUAGAUUAGACGAUCAUCAGCCAUCUUAUAUACCAAAGUGCUUACGAGAGAACCCUAAAAAGAAGAAGAUAGGACGAUGGGAAAAGACGUAUUAUCCGUAAUUUGAGGUAUACACAUAUAUGUUGGACAC